Molecule: messenger RNA, 426 nt
Organism: Colletotrichum abscissum
Lineage: Eukaryota; Fungi; Ascomycota; Sordariomycetes; Glomerellales; Glomerellaceae
Exons: 1
Coding region: 1-426 (141 amino acids)
Source: RefSeq, a predicted model, not a curated record
AUGAGAAGUAUCUGUAUCCCUCCCGAAGACAAUGCGACCCUCUGCCGGACUUAUAUCCAGCUCACCAUGUCUUCCCACAUAGUCCCUAGGGAUCGUUUCCAAAAUGCACUACUAAUUCUCUUUCUAAAACCUCGAGACUUGUGUCACAACCCGUCGUUGUAUCAACUUAUCAAGGGCCUCAGGACUUCGUCGACUAGUGAGCUUCUCCCCCCUGCCCCGUUAACGACGAUCCUCUCCAACUCCAUCACCACCAACCCCCGGCACCGUGGUGAGUUGACCAGGGCAGUCUCCGUCGCGGUUACACUUGCUGGGCCAGCUCGGGCCCGUCACCAGGGGUUUGAAACAAAUAGAGCCUACCUACGGCUACGGAUACAGCUAUGGGACCACCGCGGCUCACUAUUUAACUCCAUCGUUUUGUAUUACUAG